Molecule: messenger RNA, 669 nt
Organism: Vitis riparia (riverbank grape)
Lineage: Eukaryota; Viridiplantae; Streptophyta; Magnoliopsida; Vitales; Vitaceae
Exons: 1
Coding region: 61-513 (150 amino acids)
Source: RefSeq, a predicted model, not a curated record
AUGAAUGCACGGAUGAGAUAGAGACAUUGGAUUUGCAUCGGCAGGGAAGACCAGGAGAAGAUGACGAUGGUGGCGUCUGAAGCAGGAGGAAAAUGCAAGAAACACCCGGAACAAGAACAGCUACCAGGGGUUUGUUCCGCUUGUCUGAGAGAGAGGCUGUCUCAGCUGUAUGGUUGUAAAUCACAAAACAAAGCUGUGAAUAUGAUGGGUGUUUCUUCUUGCUCCUCUCUAUCUUCUUCUCCUCCUUAUUCUUCAGCUUCCUCUUCUACUCUUGUCUCUCCCAAUCGUAGUAAUCAUUAUCGGCGGGCUUCGGAAGUAACGGCAAAAAUCGCCAUGGUAAUAGGUGGUGGCCAUGGUGGUGGGCUGAAAAAGAGCAGAUCAGUAGCCGUCGUUCCGAGCGGCCGAGGCGGAGAUGGGAAGACUAAGAAAGGAGGGUUUUGGUCGAAGCUGCUUCGCUCCAGGGGAGACAGGAGCAAGAGAGAUUUCAUGCAUUCCAAAUGGAGAUUGGACUAGUGCGUACGGCACUUUUUGGGUUUAUCGUCGUUUUGGGGGUAUGAAUAAAAAUCAAAACAAUAGGAUUAAGCUUCCCUUUUUUGGUGUAAAGUUUUGUGUAGUAUGAUGAUGAAUAUAUGGAAGACCACUAUUCAGUAGGAGAUUUAAUAUCUUCAA